Procambarus clarkii (red swamp crayfish) is the source of this 579-nucleotide messenger RNA. The record is from RefSeq and is a predicted model, not a curated record. Lineage: Eukaryota; Metazoa; Arthropoda; Malacostraca; Decapoda; Cambaridae.
AUGCUCACCAUCGCAACCACUACGAUACACGCUGUCACAACCACAACAAUACACACCGUCGCAACCACUACGAUAUACACCGUCGCAACCCCUACAAUACACAAACAGUCGCAACCACUACGAUAUACACCGUCGCAACCCCUACAAUACACACACCGUCGCAACCACUACGAUACACACUAUCACAACCACUGCGAUACACACCGUCGCAUCCACUAUGAUACACAAAGUCGCAACCACUACGAUACACGCUGUCAGAACCACAACGAUAUACACCGUCGCAACCACUACAAUAUACACAGUCACAACCACUACGAUACACGCCGUAGCAACCGCUACGAUGCACACCGUCGCAACCACCACGAUGCUCAACAUCGCAACCACUACGAUACACACUGUCACAACCACAACAAUACUCACCGUCGCAACCACUACGAUACACACCGUCAGAACAACUACGAUACACACCCUUCAAACCACUACGAUACAAAUUGUCGCAACCACUACGAAACACACCGUCGCAACCGCUACGAUAAACACCGUCGCAACCACUACGAUACACACCGUCGCAAUCACUAA